UCAGCCGAGGAGAAAUCCGGGAAGGUCACGUUUGGUGAAUCGUAAAACGAUGGGUGCAUCGAGGCCGCGUCAUUGGCUUUUCGCUGCAGUCGUCCUGAGUCUUUUUUCGAGCUUGAUGGCGAGCGAGGUGCGGCGCUUCAGGAACUCCGAUUUCUCGGCUAUCGACGUGCGAAGAGAUGGGGGGAGAUCCAAUCGUACCGGGUUCGUGGCAAUCCGCCGGCGGAGAUACGUACGAUAUCCGACGGGAUCUGCUUAUCUCCUCGAGAGUGGUCCGAUAUCACCCCACGGCAGGAACCUUGGGUCACAUCCGGUCGCGCGUUUCGUUCCUCAGGCUCAAUUCCCCAGUUCGUGGAGGCAGCACAAAUCUCUUUGGGGAACUCCCACGAUCGCCGAUUACAAUAGACCGGUGAUGUCCCAUCGGACGCCGCGAUUGAUAUUUCGCGACAACGAUUUCCUGCCGCCAAUCGGAGGCGGCGCGGGAUCUUUUUUCCAGCAAUCUAAUCAGCUGCCAGAUUUCGAAGAUGACAUUAGAGAUCUCCGGAAACAGACGCCGGAUGAUUACCCCAGAUUGGAAACAGAAAAGACGCGCCAACAAAAAAGACCGCUGUGGAAAGGCGACGAUACAUUGUGCGCGGACGGACGGAGCUGCGAAUUUUUUCUUAUGUGCUGGAUGACUGCUGGCCUAUUGGACGGCAGCUGCGGUGGCAUUAUGUACGCGUGUUGUCAGCGGAAAGACCCUAAAGCUCUCACUGAUUAUAACCUGAUCGAGUCGCCUAGAGAUCAAUCUCGGCCGCUUCCGCUGGAUUUGUACACGGAGACCGCCAGCGACGAUCGUUGCGGCAUACCGGUCGUCUCGAAACAAAUCGCGCAGAGGAGGAUUGUCGGCGGCGACGACGCCGGCUUUGGCAGUUUCCCGUGGCAGGCGUACAUACGGAUCGGUUCCAGUAGAUGCGGCGGUACUUUGGUCAAUCGGUUUCACGUUGUCACCGCUGGGCACUGUGUUGCGAAAGCGUCGGCGCGACAAGUCCAGGUCACCCUCGGCGAUUAUGUAGUGAAUUCCGCGAGUGAAUCUCUGCCAGCUUAUACUUUUGGGGUUCGAGAGAUCAGAGUACACCCUUACUUCAAAUUUACGCCACAGGCGGACAGGUUCGAUGUGGCUGUGCUUCGAUUGGAUCGACCGGUUCAUUACAUGCCUCAUAUAGCGCCUAUAUGUCUACCGGAGAAAAACGAAGAUUUUCUGGGACAAUAUGGUUGGGCCGCGGGAUGGGGUGCUUUACAAGCAGGUUCUAGAUUGCGACCCAAGACGUUGCAGGCUGUAGACGUGCCCGUGAUCGAUAAUCGCCUCUGCGAGCGGUGGCAUCGGUCCAAUGGCAUCAACGUCGUCAUUUAUGACGAGAUGAUGUGUGCCGGUUACCGUGGCGGCGGUAAAGAUUCGUGUCAGGGUGAUAGUGGAGGUCCGUUGAUGUUGGAGAAAACUGGUCGAUGGUAUCUCAUCGGCAUCGUCUCCGCAGGUUACUCCUGCGCGCAACCAGGUCAACCGGGGAUCUAUCAUCGCGUAGCCAAGACCGUUGACUGGAUUACAUAUGUCAUAAAUUCGUAGCGCGUCCUCAAUCGCGGGAGAAUUAUUCUCAGAAGGAUCUUGAGAAUUUUGAGCCGCGAACUUUUGAAUGACACAAAGUUCGGGCAUCCUUCGUGUCGGGAAAUGAUUUCCGAGGUUUAAAUCACGUUUGAGAAAUCAGUGUGACACGAAGACAAAAGCGUUUAACGAAAGGAAUUAAUUUUAAUUGACUUCGAGAGAACGGACCAUGUCUAGCGAAAUUAAAGCCAUUUUAUUUUAUGGGAAUGUAAAAGUAAUUUAGGGUGAAAUCCACGUGUCGUAGACGUUUUCGUAAUAAGCGAUUUCGUGUUUCCGUUAAUAUUGUUUCGAAAGUGAGUAAAGGCUUGACGUUCCCUAUUAAGUGUAAUAUGAUAUUAUAUAAGUAUCUCUAUUGACACAAGCGGGUGGCGCAAGUGUGUUGUAAUUAUAACGUUGUGAAUGUAUUGUAAA
Messenger RNA from Temnothorax curvispinosus, 2047 nucleotides. RefSeq names its product proclotting enzyme-like. The transcript has 11 exons. Gene Ontology annotation, molecular function: serine-type endopeptidase activity. Bases 50 to 1600 code for a protein of 516 amino acids. Lineage: Eukaryota; Metazoa; Arthropoda; Insecta; Hymenoptera; Formicidae. Gene Ontology annotation, biological process: proteolysis. The record is from RefSeq and is a predicted model, not a curated record.